AUGUAUAUGUAUUUCUAUUCAUUUGUAGGUACACUACAAGCUUACCGUGACAUGGAUGAACAUAACAAGCGUAAAAUGCUGUUAUCUUGGUUUGUUGGAUCCGAGAAUGCCUCCCUUAUUGUUAGCGAAAGUGAAGAACCAGAUACUACAAUGCUUCCUAAAUCUGCAAGAAACCUUCCCGACUCUAUUCGCGACUCAAUCAUAGCAACUAAUAUUUUAAAAAAAAUUGCGAAACCAGAAUUUAUUUUGCACAUUGAUAACUUAGUAGCACAAAAGCAGAGAAGUAAACAAUGGAAAUGUGGGAUAUGCCAAAAAAAUAUUGGGAAUGAACGAUGCAUUGCAUGUGACAGAUGCUUAAUGUGGAAUCAUUUUCGUUGUACGAAACUAAAAAAAAAGCCACACAGCAACUGGUUUUGCACAAUAUGCAUAGAAGACGUGGCUCCUUCAGACAAUUCAGAUGACGAGAAUCCUAAGACAGAAGAAUGGAACAGGGUGCUUGGGAAUCUGAACAAGAAUGGCAUUUUAAAAACAAUUUUAAGAAAAUCGCUAAAUCGCCGAUUAAAUCCACUGCUUGCACAGAAAUCUGGCGGAGCGUAUCAGGUGGCUGCUAACAUGGAGAAGCUGAAAACAGACGACCCAGAAUUGGCUAAGGAAUUGGAUAAUUUCCUCAAAAGUUCAUACAGCUCAGAAUGGUCUGAAUUCUGCCACAAAUUCAUAAAAACAAACUUUCCAGACACAUUACCAUUUGGGAAAAAAUAUUGUGAUACACUAUUAUACAUAGUUGUUAAACUUUUUUCAUUGCUAUGAACAAUGAGCUAGAUAUCUAAACUAGACAGAUUAUUUUGACAAGUCUUGCAUCCUUUGUUUUCUUCUCUUUUUGUUCUUUUAGCUAUUACAUCUUUGUUACUUUCUGGCAAAAGUCCUAUAAUAAAUUCAAUGAGUGUUUGUUUGCCCCCAAAUGUGAUGUCAUUAUCUAGCCCUUAUAACUUGUAGUAGCUAAUUUUAAAAAAAGAUUAUAAAGUUGUUCUUUCUGAAGAAAAGGUUUAUUAUCAAGGUUCUUUAUCCAUUUGACUACCCCAAUCCCCCAGCUAGCCAAGCUGCAUAUCUUUAAUUUCUUUUGUACUGAGAUAAAGUUUCAUACCAAACGUACCUGAUAUAAUAUGUCAGCUUUUUAAAUUAGGAA
Messenger RNA from Hydractinia symbiolongicarpus, 1183 nucleotides. RefSeq lists its product as uncharacterized. The record is from RefSeq and is a predicted model, not a curated record. Bases 1 to 807 code for a protein of 268 amino acids. The transcript is spliced from 2 exons. NCBI's taxonomy places the organism in Eukaryota, Metazoa, Cnidaria, Hydrozoa, Anthoathecata, Hydractiniidae.